GGCUGCGCAUGCGCGGUGAACUCUCCCAAAGUCCCGGCCAAGUUUUGUCUGGAAGUGAUGGUCCGGACUGUGUCAGUGUCUCCCAGAGCGGCACCGGAGACCGGAGGCACCGGAGAUCGGCUUCCCAGUGAAUGCAGCAGGGCCGCGGCAUGGAUGCCACAGUGAACAGCUUAGCAGAUGACGUCAGCCUAAUAAAGGUGAAGGAGGAAACGAAGCUCGUUCUUGAAGCCUUUUUGAAGCGAUCCUUGAUCCAUGAUGGCCACAUUGGCCACGUGGGGCGCGCGUAUCACGACCCCAAAAGGUUUUGCCAAGGACCCCAUGUUGAUGAAAGAGAAGAGUCCACGAAGAGGAAAAAGAAACCCGAGAAAAAAAAAAGGUCAAAAGAGCCAGAACAGGAAAAAGACGAGCUAACCUCGAAAGAAAAAGAAGGGUCUACUUUGGAGAAUAACGGAACAUGGAACUCCCUCCAUGAAAAGAUAAACCAUGCAGAGGAAAAGAAGCAUGGCUUCCAAACGAGCAUUAAAAAGCUCCUGCGGAGACAUAGUCAUUCCAAGGAGAAGUCCUCUGUUAGAUGGAAAGGUGGAAGCGUUCACAGCAAAUCCAGAGAGUCCUUGGAAAAUGUUCUGGAUGAGCCAAAGAAAGGAAGCACCAAAGGCGAUUCCUUGAAGAGGCAGAAAAUUCCGUUGCCUAUACUUGCCUGUGCCGCAGCCGGUUCUGUGGAUUCUUUGGCACACAAGGAGAAAGAAGAGGUAGAGGCUCCAGAAAAACAUUCCUCUCAAAGCAAACUGCGAACCUUCACCUUUAAAAAUAUUCUGAAGAAGAAAUCCAAGGGUCAAAGCUCCAAUUCGGAGUCCCCGCCCGUCAGACCUGCCUUCCUGCCCGUUACUCCCUGCUACAAGGAAGACGCUCCUCAUGAUACUGACAAAGCCAAUGACUCCCAGAUUUACAACUUGGCCGCCAAAAAGUUAGACAAUCUAGUCCAACAGAAGAUACUGAGGAGCCCCACUGGGCUGGCCCAAUCUCCUGUCUUUCCUGCCUCUCGAAAAGGUGUCCCACCUCUGGUAUCUGAUAACAAUAACGUUGUAACCAGUGAAACUACAACUCCGGAGGAUAAGGACGAGCUUAUUCGUAAACUGGUGGUACUGUUGCAGGAACAGGCGGUUGUGAUUAAUGAAAAGAUCAAUAAGGAUCCCUUCCUGAGGAAUGCCCUAUCUAGAAUGUCCUACGGCAGCUUUUCUCGCCUCGCCGAGGUUUUCACAAGCCAAGCAGGGGUGGCAGCUGGAGGAGAUGGCGCCUCCGUCAGCCCUGAGCUGACCAAAAUUGCUCUGACCAUGGAGCUGACCAGGAAAGUGGCCGGCAUCAACAGCCACGCCGUGCACACGUUGAUGGGCUACAGCCUACAGUACAUGGAUAUGUUCGUGCCGUGGCUGCAGAAGCAAGGAGGCUGGGAGAAUAUUGUGGUCCAGGGAGAUAUACUGGACGUCCAAAUAGACUAACGAUCCUCAACGUGGUUUACAUCCGAAUCGGCCGCCAUGGACACAUCUUUGGAUCCGUGGUCACCCUUGUGGUCAAUGUGAUUGGACACGCUCCAUACCGGAGCUGCUGUGGUUUACAACAAUGGCAACAGGCCCUUCUACCCAAAUCGAGAUGUUGGCAUGUGCCAUUGUCCACCUUGUAAAACUGGAUGAUGUUGAGGGGGGGAAAGGGGUCUUCUU
Messenger RNA from Spea bombifrons (plains spadefoot toad), 1715 nucleotides. RefSeq names its product BCL2 like 12 (gene BCL2L12). Lineage: Eukaryota; Metazoa; Chordata; Amphibia; Anura; Pelobatidae. The record is from RefSeq and is a predicted model, not a curated record. Gene Ontology annotation, biological process: regulation of apoptotic process. Bases 132 to 1496 code for a protein of 454 amino acids. The transcript is spliced from 7 exons.